UGAGGCAGGCUCUGUGUAUAUGCAGUUAACACACUGUGUCGCUGUGGGGCCUUUCCGUUUGAGGGAUACAAUCAUAAGGAGCAUCCAUUCGCCUUCAUGCGGACGCAAACACAUAUUCCCCGCUUCCCCAAACCCUAGGCUUUACAGUAAAGGCAGAAGCUCCCGCCGGCAUCCCUCAGUGACAGGAGUCUGACACUUCCGCGGCCAUCAUACUGAGGGGCAAAGCCCUCCACCCUAAAGGCAGUCUCCCUAGCUGCAGCUGUAUCCAUCACACGGUCCUAACCAGGGUACCCAGUUGACCAUCAACCAGAGAUCUAUCCCUUCAUUCAACACAUUCCACAAGUAUGGCUGCUGCUGACCUGCAAGGGAAGUACCAGAAGUUGGCCCAGGAAUAUUCCAAGUUACGGGCCCAGAAUCAGGUGCUGAAAAAAGCUGUGGUCGAUGAGCAAGCCAACUCGGCAGCUUUAAAGGAACAGCUAAAAAUGAAGGACCAAUCCCUGCGAAAACAGCAGCAAGAGAUGGACAGUCUGACGUUCCGAAACCAACAGCUUGCCAAGAGAGUGGAGCUUCUACAGGAAGAACUGUCGCUUCUGGAAGCCAAGGGCAAAAAGUCCAAGAAAAAUGUGGACUCGUCUCAGCUGAGUCAAGAACAAAAGAGUGUGUUUGAUGAAGACCUUCAAAAGAAGAUAGAGGAGAAUGAGAGAUUGCACAUCCAAUUUUUCGAAGCCAGUGAGAAACACAAGCAAAUGGAGGCUGAACUGAGAAAUCGGUUACAAAUACUGGAGAACGAGAGUACUCAGCAUCAAGCGGUAGUGGACGGCCUUACCCAGCGCUACAUGGAAACUAUUGAAAAACUGCAGAGCGACAAAGCAAAGUUAGAGGUAAAGUCGCAGACCCUUGAAAAAGAAGCAAAGGAUUGCAGGCUACGAACAGAAGACUGCCAGAGUCAGCUGAAGAGCCUUCACACAGAUCUGAGCAGUAAGCUGGAAGAAUCCCUUCACAUCAUCAAUGAAAAAGUACCCUUUAAUGAUACCAGAUCAGUCGAAUUCAAUGCCCUGAAUGUGCCUUUACACAACAGACGGCGACAGAUGAAGGCGCGUGAUCUAGCAGGACAGGCCCUGUCUUUCACUCAGGAUCUGGUCGCUGCUCUCCUAAAUUUCCAUACGUACACCGAGCAGAGGAUCCAGAUUUUCCCUGUAGACUCCGCCAUUGGCGUUAUUACUCCAUUGAACCAAAAGUUCUCCCAGUAUCUGCACGAGAAUGCGUCUUACGUGCGUCCUCUCGAGGAGGGAAUGCUCCAGUUGUUUGAGAGCAUCACAGAGGACACCGUUACAGUCCUGGAAACCAGCGUGAAACUGAAAAUAUUUUCAGAACACUUCGCUUCUUAUGUCCGUUUUCUGAAGAAAAUCCUUCCCUAUCAGUUAAAAAGCCUGGAGGAGGAAUCGGAUUGUUCAAUUUGUACAUCUGAGUUACGGACACGAAAUCUAGAACUACAAACGGACAUGAAAAAAAUGAGUGGGGUGUUUGACAAGCUGAAGACAUACAUCACUCUCCUCGCCUUACCAAGCACGCAACCAGAAGGUCUACGAAGAGCCAAUUACAGCUCUAUACUGACCCAGAUUUCUGGGGAUCUCCACAGGCUUCAUGAUAUUACGAGAGAGCUUUCCAAGCACUACAGUCAUAAAGCUGCCGUGGAACAGGAGCUGCCGGCAGCCACCGACAAACUUAAAACAACAAAUGACUGCGUGUUGUCUUCACUCGUAGGUUUAACAAACGCAACCAGCAAGAUCGCAACAUUCUUUAGUAACAACCUGAACUACUUCAUGUCGACUUUAAGUUACGGACCGAAGGAAGCGCUCGGUUUUACGAAUCCUGUGUCUGCAGAAAUGAUGCUGGAGUAUAAGAAGAAGGCAGCCAAGUACAUGAAAGCUCUAAAGAAGCCGUGUCCAGAUUCUGUGCCUUAUGAAGAGGCCUUAGUAAACCAGAGAGUCCUUCUGAGCUCCACUGAAAGCAGAGAAGGUCUCACACAGCAGGUGCAACAAAGCUUGGAGAAAAUAGGAAAACUGGAGCAGGAGAAAGAGCACUGGAUGCUGGAGGCACAGUUGUCCAAGAUAAAAUUAGAGAACGAGACGCUCAGGAUAGCCGAAAUAUUUAAGAAUACAGACAAAAAUCCACUGCUUGAAACAUUGCAGGAAAAUGCGCUGUUAGUAAAGGCAGCUGAACACCCGAAGGGCAACUCCAUGGAAACAAAAAGUACUACUUUGAUUGGCAUGCUAACAAGCACGGAAAAUCGGCAGGUGUCCGAUCACGAUUCCAGGGAAAGCCUGAUAAAAAAUCAUUACAUGGGGAGGAUAGCAGAGCUGACAACACAGCUUCAGCUGGCGGACAGCAAAACCGUGCAUUUCCAUUCCGAGUGCCGCGCACUUGCUAAGAGAUUAGCUUUGUCAGAUAAAUCCAAUCAAAGCCUAACAGAGGAUGCAAAGUCAGCCAGUCAAUGCAUCAGCAGAUUACAGGAUGAACUAAUUACAACUGAGAGGAGUUAUGAGGACCAGUUAAGCAUGAUGAGUGAUCAUCUUUGUGUUAUGAAUGAAACAUUAUCAAAACAAAGGGAAGAAAUUGAUACUCUAAAGAUGGCUGGCAAGGGAAAUUCCAAGAAGAACAAAAAUCGGUAGUAUGGUUGCAUACAGCGGCCUCUGUCUUACUCGAUAAGGAUGGCCGGUGUCCGUCUGUCCCUGUGAUGUAUGUGAAUCUGAUUCUUCCUGCUGAAUGGGCCUUGCUACGUUUUACAUAUGUUGGUCCCUUCAGCAGCAAAGUAUGUGACACACCUGCGUCUUUAUUGGAAAUCGUGAAACAUGUUUGAAUAUUACGUACACUCCGUAAUUUACCUCUGAAUUCCUUUUCGGGGCUGUUUUUACUUUGCACUUUUUUUUUAAAGAAAGUUUUAAUUUUGUUACACAAUAGCUUUAAUUUCUUUUGUUUGGACUCCCCAGCUUCCUUUAUAAACCAAUGCGUUUAAUACACAUCGCUGUAUGUUUAUUUUUCUUAAGAGACUUAUAUUAAGUUGUAUGGUGCUUCUUGCUGUAAAUGAAAUAUCGGCUCCAAAAUGGAAUGAAUUGACUCUUCCACUCAGUUCAUGCUCUGUUGAAAAACAAAACAAACUUCAUGUCUGGUUAUUCCAAAAAAUUAAGAUGUUUAACAAUAAAUUCUUAAAAAAAAAAAAAAAAAAAA
Molecule: messenger RNA, 3228 nt
Organism: Spea bombifrons (plains spadefoot toad)
Lineage: Eukaryota; Metazoa; Chordata; Amphibia; Anura; Pelobatidae
Gene: PPP1R21
Product: protein phosphatase 1 regulatory subunit 21
Exons: 22
Coding region: 345-2672 (775 amino acids)
Cellular component (GO): membrane; early endosome
Source: RefSeq, a predicted model, not a curated record